AUGAUUCGGCACCCUGAUCACAAUUACAUCGAUCCUAUUCACAUUCAUAUACAUGAACAACCAGCUUAUUGUUUCCAUGUUGAGGAAGAGCCUCAUGGAAAGCCCUGGUACGAUGACAUUAGAGGAUAUUUGAAGAGUGGUGAAUACACAGAAGAUACAACAAGUGUACAAAAGCGUACAAUUCGAAGGUUAGCAACCCAAUUCUUUUUAAGUGGGGAAAUCCUCUAUAGGAGAACUCCCGAUUUGGGGUUGCUAAGAUGCGUCGAAGCAAGAGAGGCUCGCAGGCUGGUCGAAGAGAAACAUGCAGGCACGUGUGGCCCUCACAUGAAUGGUUUUACAUUAGCAAAGAAGAUUCUAAGAUCAGGAUAUUAUUGGCUAACUAUGGAGAAAGACUGCAUUCUCUACGUCCAGAAAUAUCAUCAAUGUCAGACUCACACAAAUAUGAUUCGAGUACCUCCCAACGAACUACAUGUCACUAGUUCACCUUGGCCGUUCGAAGCAUGGGGCAUGAAUGUCAUUGGUCCAAUCGAGCCAACAGCAUCCAACGGGCACAGAUUCAUUCUUGUCGCAAUUGACUAUUUCACCAAGUGGGUUGAGGCCACCGCCCAUAAAUCAGUGACAAAGAAAGUUGUGGAUGAGUUUGUCAAAAACAACAUUAUUUGUAGGCCACAGAUGAAUGGGGCUGUUGAGGCAGCAAACAAAAACAGCAAAAGGAUAUUGUGCAAGAUGAUCGAUAAUCACAAACACUGGCAGGAAAAGGUACCUUUCGCGUUGCUGGGUCUGGCAGAGAAUUUGGCAUUAAUAGAUGGAAGAAGAAUUAACGCCAUUUGUCAUGGUCAGCUCUAUCAGAAUAGAAUGGCCAGAGCUUUCAACAAGAAGGUUAAACCCAGACAUUUCUCACUUGGGCAACUGGUUUUGAAGCGGAUUUUUCCAAAUCAAGACGAGGCAAAGGGUAAAUUUUCACCAAACUGGCAAGGUCCGUUUAUAGUCGCUCGAGUACUGACAGGCGGAGCCCUCAUACUUGCAAAAAUGGAUGGAGAAGUUUGGCCAAAACCUAUCAAUUCAGAUUCUGUGAAAAAGUAUUACAUCUAG
Solanum lycopersicum (tomato) is the source of this 1092-nucleotide messenger RNA. NCBI's taxonomy places the organism in Eukaryota, Viridiplantae, Streptophyta, Magnoliopsida, Solanales, Solanaceae. The record is from RefSeq and is a predicted model, not a curated record.